AUGCCGCCCCGGUUACAAAUUCCUUCACUUCGGCGACCCGCCCUGCGGUGUCCAUAUGAACUCCAGAUCGUCAGGAAAGCCAGCACCGCAGCUGUGACUCCUGCGGCGCCCAUUGAGCAAAUGACACGCUCCCCGGCACCAAUCUCACGAUCUCCUCCUACCCAGCCCCCAUCGCAUCGUAACCCUGAAUACCGUCGGUCACAGCUUCUCCGACAAUAUACGUCAAUCCUUCGUACAUCUCCCCUGAUGGUCCUGUUCCAACACAACAACCUCAAGUCCAUGGAAUGGGCUUCUAUCCGACGAGAACUCACCAAGGCACUCGAAAAGGUGGAUGAGAAGAUUGCCGCCGAGGGCCGAACAUCUCCAGCUCUAGCUCCCUAUAUCAAGGUCCAGACUGUCCAGACUAGCAUCUUUGAAGUUGCCCUGCGCAUUGUCGAGCACUUCCGGCCUACCGAGGCUGCAUUGGCUUCCGGAAAGCCCCCGAGCGCCGUCGACCCCAUUACCCAGACCUCCGCCGAAUUGCCCAUGCUUUCCGGAUCCCGGGAUGAUCCCGCCCUUACCCACGACUUGUCGCGUGCCGCCUAUGAAGCGGUGAAGCACCUGAAGGGCCGCCACGAACUUGCCGACGUCCUUGUCGGUCCCAUCGCCAUCCUUUCUAUCCCUGCUGUUUCUCCCGAGCACAUGAAGGCCGCUUUGUCGAUUCUUACUCCCAAGGAAUCCGGCUUCCGUGCGCCUACUCGGAAAGCCAACCCAGACUACCACGAGCCUAUUGUGCAGAUCGGUUUGCAGAAGCUGAACCUUUUGGCUGCCCGUGUGGAUGGCCAGAUCUUGGACUUGAACCAGACUAAGUGGGUUGGAGGUAUUGAGGGUGGCAUGGAUGGCCUGCGCUCUCAGCUUGUUACAGCCCUGCAGAGCAUGGGCUCCAGCCUUACCAACACCCUGGAGGGAGCUGGCAAGAGCCUUUACUUCACCAUGGAGAGUCGGAGAAGUGUUUUGGAGGAGGAGCAGAAGCCCGAGGGCGAGAAGAGCGAAUCGUCUUAG
Messenger RNA from Penicillium pulvis, 1041 nucleotides. RefSeq names its product mitochondrial 54S ribosomal protein uL10m. Gene Ontology annotation, molecular function: structural constituent of ribosome. The record is from RefSeq and is a predicted model, not a curated record. NCBI's taxonomy places the organism in Eukaryota, Fungi, Ascomycota, Eurotiomycetes, Eurotiales, Aspergillaceae. Bases 1 to 1041 code for a protein of 346 amino acids. The transcript has a single exon. Gene Ontology annotation, biological process: translation. Gene Ontology annotation, cellular component: mitochondrial large ribosomal subunit.